Molecule: messenger RNA, 1377 nt
Organism: Phytophthora sojae
Lineage: Eukaryota; Oomycota; Peronosporomycetes; Peronosporales; Peronosporaceae
Exons: 3
Coding region: 1-1377 (458 amino acids)
Molecular function (GO): calcium ion binding
Source: RefSeq, a predicted model, not a curated record
AUGGCGUCCAAGUACGCGAAGCCGAUGCAGAUCCCUGUCGACUUCCCUGACGUCUUGCGCAACUUCACGCGCGAGGUGCUCCGGCAGCAAGGCAAAGUCGAGACAAAGGAAGCGAUCUACGCUUUCGGGUCGCAGUACUUCAAAGAGCUCGCCGCGAAGCAGGGUGGAGCCAACAAAGCGGCCGAUGAGGCAGCGAUGAGCGCGUUGACGCCAACGUACAUAAAGAUGGAAGAGGAAGCCGUGAAGGAGGUUUUGGUGGUUGCAUUCAACGACGCACAGCAGCAGGACGGAGGCAUGGUCGUCUACGAGCAGUUCAAACAGAUACUCGACGGAGUUGGCGAGCAGUUGCAGCUCUCUGCUACUGAGUUGAAGGCGCUGUACGCCGAAGCGGAUGAAAACGAAGGAGGGGUCGUCAGCUGUGCAGACUUCUUGCCUCUAGGCAUCCAGGCACUACUACAGCUCCGUGCCACUCAUACGCAGCGCCUUGCUCGUAUCGAAUCGUUCAGAAAGCGUGAGGCCGAGGUUUUCUUCCAUGGAAUGAUGCAGGACGAGAUGGAGAGUAUUUUGCGCGAAACCUUUCAGCGUGCCGAUAAAGAUGAGGUCGGUGCUCUUACUCGGUUGGCAUUCAUGGACGCGAUCCGAGAUGCCGAUCUAGGGCUGACGCGGCGUGAAGUGAACAUCCUCAUGUCUGAAGCUCCCGUCGCGGAGGAUGACCCGAAUAUCGUCGUUUAUCCCGAUUUUGUCCCAAUCUGCUUCCCCGUGCUGAAAGACGCCUACGUCCAAGGUAUCUUGGAGGCACACAGCAAUCCGGACUGGAUCGCACAGUAUCUCAUGGAAGUAUUUGCGAGUGGAGACAGCGAAAACACUGGGCUGCUUACGGUCGCAGAGAUCGCUCGCCUCUUUCGUGCCGCUGACGUCGGUCUCACGCGGCUGCAGAUCAUCGCCGUUAUGGCUGAAGCUCAGGAAGAUAACACGGGCUUCGUCAACUACGAGAGGUUCGCAGCCCAGAUAUCGGGAAUGGUGCUGGCGCUGACCAAUGUCGACAGUCAACAAAACUAUGCUUCCUACCUGCAGCGGUAUCGCAAAACGAGCGAGUACUACACCGUCUUGGAGCUGAAUCAGCACACGUUCGAGCAAGCACUCUCACGCGCGUUAGAAGCCGUCGAUGAAAGCCACCGGGGGGUCCUCGUGCGGGAUGAAGUCGUGGGGGCCAUCCGAAGUGCCUUCCCGGAGAUAACCGAUCGUCAGUUGCGAUCGUUGAUGGCACUUUCAGAUCCGGACGAGAUGGGCGAGCUGGAUUACAACCUCAUCACACUCUCCGCCUUCCAAGCGCUGCAAAAGCUGCAGGAGUAUGACGUGAUGGUUGCUGAAUCUUAA